Molecule: messenger RNA, 741 nt
Organism: Trichoderma gamsii
Lineage: Eukaryota; Fungi; Ascomycota; Sordariomycetes; Hypocreales; Hypocreaceae
Exons: 1
Coding region: 1-741 (246 amino acids)
Source: RefSeq, a predicted model, not a curated record
AUGAAGCCGGUUCCUGCGUUUCGACCAAGAAGAGACUCUCUCAAUGAUCUUGGGCGGACCGACAAAGAGCAUAUUCAGCGAUUAGUACUCGGCCUAGCAAAAUACGAGACGCAUUUUCAUCCUCGAGGCGACUACUCCUAUGGGCAAGAUCUGUUAUCGUUUGAGUCGAUGGAACUCUUCCUCGCUGUUCCAACCACAGACAAAUUCCCCGUCGAGAGCCUUCGUGGCAGCAACACAAAAGCAACACUCGAUAUCAAGGCUGUUCUCGGCGAUGUCUUGCUGGUGAGUGCAUCUUGGCUACUGGGCUCAAGUGAGACGAGGUUCGACCUCUACGACUGCUGUAUCGUUGCGGUCCAAGUCAAUAGCCAGCCCUUUGUCAUCCCCGCCGCCCGAACACUUACAAGUACGAUUGGUGCCAGUGCAGCUCAAGACAUGGAGAUGGGAGAGGAUGGCAUGAUAUUUGAGAAGGGGUCAGGAAAUGAAGGACCGGAUACUACCAAAUGGGUCUAUUGGAUACCGUGUUCGGACGGAACCUGGUUGGAAGCUCAGUCUGAAAACUCGGAGGUUAUUGGAUUGAGACAUGUUGAAUUCUUUACGGAUGACGGACUAACAGACCAUCUACAGUUGAAGCAGAAGGAUUGGAGGAUCAGUCGUCGCAGAGCAGAGGAGGUGGGAGAGGUGGUCAAAAAGUCGUAUGAUUACAGCCGUUGGUUAGAUCAAAUCUGGAGUAGGCCAGCAUAG